AUGCUGGACGGCCUGAAGGUGGAGGAGAGCUUCCCAGGCGCGAUGGAGACGCCGGCCGCCUUCUCCUCGCUGCUGGGCCGGGCGGCGAGCCCCAGGUCGGUGUGCGAGGGCUGCCAGCGGGUCAUCUCGGACCGGUUUCUGCUGCGGCUCAACGACAGCUUCUGGCAUGAGCAGUGCGUGCAGUGCGCCUCCUGCAAGGAGCCCCUGGAGACCACCUGCUUCUACCGCGACCGAAAGCUCUACUGCAAGUUCGACUACGAGAAGCUGUUCGCUGUCAAAUGCGGGGGCUGCUUCGAGGCCAUCGCCCCCAACGAGUUUGUGAUGCGGGCCCAGAAGAGCGUGUACCACCUGGGCUGCUUCUGCUGCUGCGUGUGCGAGCGGCAGCUCCAGAAGGGGGACGAGUUCGUGCUGAAGGAGGGCCAGCUGCUCUGCAAAGGCGACUACGAGAAGGAGCGGGAGCUGCUCAGCCUGGUGAGCCCGGCCGUGUCCGACUCGGGCAAAAGUGACGACGAAGACAGUCUCUGCAAGGCCGCCCACGGGGCAGGGAAAGGAGCGGCCGAGGACGGCAAGGACCACAAGCGCCCCAAACGGCCCCGAACCAUCCUGACCACCCAGCAGAGGAGGGCGUUCAAGGCCUCGUUUGAGGUGUCGUCCAAGCCGUGCAGAAAGGUGAGGGAGACGCUGGCUGCAGAGACCGGGCUGAGCGUCCGUGUGGUCCAGGUGUGGUUCCAGAACCAGCGAGCCAAGAUGAAGAAGCUGGCCCGGCGGCAGCAGCAGCAGCAGGACCAGCAGAACACGCAGCGGCUGAGCUCGGCUCAGACCAACGGCGGCGGGAGCACCGGGCUGGAAGGCAUCAUGAGCCCUUACACGGCCCUGCCCACCCCGCAGCAGCUGCUGGCCAUGGAGCAGGGCGUGUACAGCGCAGACCCCUUCCGGCAGGGCCUCACCCCGCCCCAGAUGCCUGGAGACCACAUGCAUCCCUAUGGUGCCGAGCCCCUUUUCCACGACCUGGAUAGUGACGACACCUCCCUCAGUAACCUGGGUGACUGUUUCCUAGCAACCUCGGAAGCCGGGCCCCUGCAGUCCAGAGUGGGGAACCCCAUUGACCACCUGUACUCCAUGCAGAAUUCUUACUUCACCUCUUGA
Pipistrellus nathusii (Nathusius's pipistrelle) is the source of this 1146-nucleotide messenger RNA. The record is from the annotation of a GenBank genome assembly. NCBI's taxonomy places the organism in Eukaryota, Metazoa, Chordata, Mammalia, Chiroptera, Vespertilionidae.